UUUAGACCUUGAGGUUUGCGCGGUAUUGAUAACAACUGUUGUCACGUAUUGAUUUCAAGACAAAACUAAAUUCUUCAGAAAACUGGUACGUAGCAGCGCCUAUCAAAAAGCAAGGUCGACCUAUAAACUUUAGUACAUCAUGAAUUACGAUGGUUAUACUAAUAUUUACCACCCCAGUUCUCAGCAACCGGGAUACUACAACCCGUCCGAAAUGCAGUUCAGUCAAUUUUCAUAUGAAAAUGCAAAUUCAAUACCAUCCCAACCUAUCAAUCUUCCCUUUUCACAAGUACAAUAUUCCUCUGCUGCGAUGUAUGAAGGAAAAGAAGAGGAUUACGAAAAUGAACCACCCCUGUUAGAAGAACUUGGUAUCAACUUUAGUCACAUUGUACAAAAGACAUCAUCUGUCCUCCUUCCUUUUAAAGAAAGUUCUCAAGAAGUGCUUGACGAUACAGAUUUGGCCGGACCUUUGGUUUUCUGCCUGCUAUUUGGUUGUACCUUAAUGUUUGCUGGAAAAAUUCACUUCAAUUAUAUCUAUGGAUUAGGUGUAUUUGGUUGCUUGGGUAUUUACCUCCUGUUAUCAGUUAUGACGCCUAGAGGAGUUACACCAACUUGCGUCAUUUCAACAUUAGGAUAUUGCCUACUUCCUAUGUGCCUUUUAUCUUCAUUUGGGAUUGUAUUUUCUCUUAAAAGUAUACUCGGUGUCGUAUUGACAGCAACUGUCGUUUCGUGGUGCACAAUUGCUUCUAGUAAAUUGUUUGUUCGUAGUUUGGAUAUGCAACACCAACGCAUUCUUGUGGCGUAUCCAUGCGCCUUAGUGUAUUGUGUAUUUGCACUCCUAGUUGUGUUUUGACUCGCUUUCUGUUAUUUAAAUCAUUGGAUACAUAGCUGUCAGAUUUACUGAUGGAUAAACUUAUGAUGACCUGUAAUAUUUAUCAUGCGAGAGAUACAUUUUUCCUAUUAAAAUAUUCAUUAAAAAUGGAAUUAUGUUUCUUUAUGAAACACUGUUAGAAAUAUACUGGGUUUCACUUGGAA
This is a messenger RNA of Schistosoma spindalis, 1032 nucleotides long. NCBI's taxonomy places the organism in Eukaryota, Metazoa, Platyhelminthes, Trematoda, Strigeidida, Schistosomatidae. The record is from the annotation of a GenBank genome assembly.